Effrenium voratum is the source of this 1866-nucleotide messenger RNA. The record is from the annotation of a GenBank genome assembly. NCBI's taxonomy places the organism in Eukaryota, Dinophyceae, Suessiales, Symbiodiniaceae.
AUGGGCAAGCGCUCACGGAGCCCGAGCAGGGAGCAGGAGCUUUCUGCAGAGGGCCAGCUGACGCUGUUGCAGGUGGACUAUGAGGUGCUAAAGGUGGAGAACCGAGAGCUGCGCAAACGUCUCUUGCGGCAUCUGCGAAAGCCAAAGGGAAAGACGGAGAAGGCGACACCGGUGAAGGCAAAGGAAAAGCCCAAGGAAGAGAAGAAGGCGAAGAAGCCAGAGAAACAAGACAAGCGAGAGAAGCCACAGAAGCGUGAGAAGCCAGAGAAGCGUGAGAAGCUAGGAAAGACGUCGGAUGAGCCAAAGCCGAAGGCGCCCAAAGAGGCAGAGAGCGUGCCCGAGGCUGAGGCAGAGCCGGACACAAAUGCGGUACUCCUGGCGAAUGCGCAGAUGGAGGCAUACAACGAGCCCAUUCCGAACGACCUUCCCAAAGAGAAGCGCUCGCCUUUGGUGGAGGCAAAGCUUAAACGCUUCCUGGAGUCCUUCCACGAUGGGGUGCAGAUCAUUGACUUGAAGUCUGGAGGCGUAGUGCUCAAGGACAAGAAGAUGUUUCAGAAGCGCUUUGCUUGCGUCUUCCGGGAGUCUGGUACUGGCUUGCGCGGCACGUGCCUGAAGCGCUUCUAUUUCGACUCAAAAAGCCCAACGUACUGUCUGGACUUCGAGGACCACGAGAGCCUCGUCACCGCCAUGGCAGGGACUCCUCCUGAUGGCCGACUGGGGGUGCGCGAACCGCGCGAGGAACGCUUGGUGGUUCUCUACGAGGAGAAGGGCGGCAAGAUCACGCGGAUGUGGCUGAGGCAGGACACGGAGAACCUGGGGUUGGACCCCAAGGCGGGUGAAGAGGUCCUUGCAAAGAGCGAGGUUUACAAGCAGUUCGAGGAGAAACUGGAGGAGCUGAAAGGGGGCGACCUUGGAGAGCGCAUCUUCCACAACUACUAUGACACUUGUCUGCCAAUGCAUGCCAACAGCAUUGGACUGCUGCACUUGGCGGCGGGCGAUACUCCCUACCAGCAGCCCGAGCAGAUACAUAUCGGCCUGGGCUUGGCUCCAGGAAUGCUUGUCUUCUCCAGGCGAGAUGACCGUGCACUGGUCUACUAUUCAGAGAACAGCUUGCUGCGCCUGUGCAGCAGCGGCGGGAAUAACGCGUUGAUCUUUUUGUGGCUGCUGCUGAGCGGCCUCGAAGAGAGCUUCCUUCGCAAGUUGAGCCCAUACUGCCCCGGAGACUCAUUUGUGAUGUACGGUUUGGCAAAGGACGAGCUCAACAGGACAGCAGCCGGCUCGCAUUUUCUCUUUCAGGACUAUGGGGAUGAGCGAAGAAACUUCACCAUGCACAUUGCUACCAUGACGGACCUGCUUCCAAACAGGGAAUGCGACGGGCUGGUCCGCAGCCAUGCACUUCAAGAGCGCGCCGGUUUCCAGGCUGCGCUGCCGAUGACCUAUGCAGUUUUUGGGGACCAGGGCGACUACAAUGGGCAGACCCUGCCUUCGCUUCAGAUGGCGGCACGAAAUGGUGAGUUGGAUAUGGUCCUUCAUGUCGGUGACAUGGCAUACGACUUCGACAGCGACAACGGCAGGAACGGGGACGCUUGGAUGCGCGACAUCGAGCCUUUGGCAGCGACAGUUCCCUACAUGGUGAGCAUGGGCAACCACGAGGCAAGUCAAAACUUCAACCACUACACGCAGAGAUUCAGGAAUAUGCCAUCCAACAGCGGCAGCAUCUCCUUGCCAGAGUUCGGAACUGUGCCAAACAAUUGGUGGUACUCCUGGAACCACGGCCUCAUUCACUUCUUGACCGUCUCCACCGAGGCCUUUGCAAGCCACGACUGUGGCAAGUCUCCUGGCACUGCUUUUUGGAGCUUGCGUUGA